AUGGUACCCCUCCCCUCCUCCUGUAGGAGUCUAUACAGUACAUUUUCAUCACCUUUUGCUGACUCUCCUAGUCGCCCACAGGACAUAGAUUAUCCUGUACCCCAAGAAUACCUAAUACACUCUUAUAUAAGGGACAAGUUGGCUCCAAUCCGUUUAUUAAAGUACAAUGAGGACCUGUUGUUUUAUCUUUACUAUACCAGUGGUGGGGACCUCCUUCAAUUACUAGCAGCUCAUGAACUGUACACUAGGGACUGGCGCUAUCAUAAAGAAGAGAAGAUAUGGAUCACGAGAGCUCCCAACAUGAGACCAACUAAAGUUGAGACGACAUAUGAAGAGGGUACCUAUUGUUACUUUGAUCUUGGCACCUGGAGGAAGGCUCACAGAGAUAUGAAGGUGGAAUAUGACAGACUAGCUGAGAGGCCUCCAUACCUCCAGCCAUAACUUCACAACAAAUUGUAUCUUCUGUGUCUAUGAGUGCAUGAUACAAUAUUAAUAAUGUCAUGUAUAAAAGAGAGA
This is a messenger RNA of Amphimedon queenslandica, 516 nucleotides long. RefSeq names its product CCR4-NOT transcription complex subunit 2-like. Bases 1 to 441 code for a protein of 146 amino acids. The record is from RefSeq and is a predicted model, not a curated record. The transcript is spliced from 5 exons. NCBI's taxonomy places the organism in Eukaryota, Metazoa, Porifera, Demospongiae, Haplosclerida, Niphatidae. Gene Ontology annotation, cellular component: CCR4-NOT core complex. Gene Ontology annotation, biological process: regulation of DNA-templated transcription.